This is a messenger RNA of Aureobasidium namibiae CBS 147.97, 996 nucleotides long. Its product is annotated as phosphotransferase enzyme family protein. The coding region runs from base 1 to 996 and encodes 331 amino acids. NCBI's taxonomy places the organism in Eukaryota, Fungi, Ascomycota, Dothideomycetes, Dothideales, Saccotheciaceae. The record is from RefSeq and is a predicted model, not a curated record. The transcript is spliced from 2 exons.
AUGGCAAUUGACUCUGCUGUUGCGAAACUCUUGUCCCUGGACCCCAAGCAAACAACAAUAUCCGGUGCUGGUGCAGGAUCAAGCUUCGCAUCAACAUCCAAAAUCACAGCCAAACUCGACGAUGGCACAGAGAAGCAGUUUUUCAUGAAGACGGGCUCUGGUAACGAAGCCUCAGUCAUGUUUGAAGGCGAACACGCAUCCCUCAGUGCAAUCCACAACACCGUACCCUCACUAUGUCCCCAAUCUUACGGGCAUGGCAAACUCACCGAUUCACCCUCCACACACUUCCUAGUCACCGAUUUCGUAGACCUCUCAAGUCGAUUUUCCUCAUCCUCAUUAACCUCAACACCAUCUCUAGCUGCCAAACUAGCAAAACUGCACACCACACCAGCACCCCCUCCAAAGGGAGAAUCUACCCCAAAGUUUGGAUUCCCAGUAACGACCUGUUGUGGCGAAACACCCCAAGACAACAGAUUCAAAAGCAGUUGGGCUGAUUUUUACGCUGAGAAUCGAUUGCUGUUUAUUCUUGAGCGUAGCGAGAAGACCAAUGGUGCUGAUGCAGAGCUACGCUCUCUAGUCGAACAAACAGCCAACAAAGUAGUGCCUCGACUUCUCGGCGAUGACCAUCUCAACAACGGCAAAGGCAUUACUCCCGUAGUCGUCCACGGAGACCUCUGGUCCGGCAACGCAAGUCUGGGAAAAUUACCUGGUAUGGACGCUCCUGAGAAUCUGGUCUUCGAUUCUAGUGCGUGUUAUGCGCAUAGUGAAUUUGAAUUGGGGAUCAUGAAGAUGUUUGGAGGCUUUGGUGCAAGCUUUUUGAAAGAGUAUCAUCAAAUGGUUCCCAAGACGGAGCCGGUGGAGGAGUAUGAGGAUAGAGUUGCUCUGUACGAGUUGUAUCAUCAUCUAAAUCAUCAUGCGAUGUUCGGGGGUGGGUACAAGGGUGGUGCUGUUAGCAUCAUGAGUAGGUUGAUUAAGAAGUAUGGCAAGGACGAGUAA